Molecule: messenger RNA, 1659 nt
Organism: Penicillium robsamsonii
Lineage: Eukaryota; Fungi; Ascomycota; Eurotiomycetes; Eurotiales; Aspergillaceae
Exons: 9
Coding region: 1-1659 (552 amino acids)
Biological process (GO): carbohydrate transport; transmembrane transport
Cellular component (GO): membrane
Molecular function (GO): carbohydrate:proton symporter activity
Source: RefSeq, a predicted model, not a curated record
AUGUCGGACGAAAAGAAGGCCCAAGAGGAGGUCUACGGCAUCUCCUCUGCCACCGAACACCAUACUCAAGUUACCACUGGUCAUGGAGAUACCAAGCAGCGUCACGGCGCAAAGACCAAGGAGGUCCUUAAUGCCGAUCUCUUCACUGCCCUUGAGGAGACCAAGAUCGAAAGAUGGAGCAAGGAAUCCAUCCACUUGUACUUCUGUAUCUUCGUCGCCUUCUGCUGCGCUUGUGCCAACGGUUAUGAUGGAUCUCUGAUGGGAUCUAUCCUCGCCAUGGACCACUAUCAAGCUAUUUUCAAGACCGGAAUGGACGGCUCCAAGGUCUCCGUUGUUACUUCACUCUACACCGUUGGCUCUAUGGUCUGCACUCCUAUCAGUGCUAUCAUUUCCGAUAGACUUGGCCGUCGCAAGUGUAUGUUCAUUGGCGCAUGGGUUAUUAUCAUUGGAUCCGUCAUUAUUACCAGCGCCAUGACCCUGGCUCAAUUCGUCGUCGGUCGAUUCGUUCUCGGUCUCGGCAUUCAAGUCAUGGUCGUCUCCGCUCCUGCCUACGCUGUCGAAAUUUCCCCGCCUCACUGGCGUGGUCGUGCCGGUGGCCUCUACAACUGUGGUUGGUUCGGUGGCUCUAUCCCUGCCGCCGCUCUCACAUACGGUACCGAGAUGAUUGAUAACAACUGGCAGUGGCGCAUUCCCUUCAUUUGCCAGUGCUUCGCCUGCAUCAUUGUCAUUUGCUCUGUCUGGUUCAUCCCCGAGUCACCUCGUUGGCUCAUCGCCAACGGCCGCAACGAAGAGGCUGAAGCCUUCCUGGUCAAAUAUCACGGCAAUGGUAACCCCAACGCCCGCUUGGUCCGCCUUGAGAUUGAGGAAAUGAGGGAAGGUAUCCGAAUUGACGGUAUUGACAAGAGAUGGUGGGAUUACCGCCCAUUCGUCACGACCAAGAGUGGACGCUGGCGUUUCGCCCAGGUCAUCAUGAUUUCCGUCUUCGGACAGUGGUCCGGAAACGGUCUCGGUUACUUCAACGCUACUAUCUUCAAGGUUAUUGGAUACGAGUCCAGCUCCACCCAGCUGUUGCUUAACCUCGUCAACUCUAUUGUCUCAGCUGUGGGUGCAUUGACCGCCGUGUACUUCUGCGACAGAAUGCGCCGUCGCCCUGUUCUCAUCUUCGGUACUCUUGCCUGUGCUAUUACCCUUGCUAUCAACGCCGGUAUCCUGCAAGAAGUCGCCAAUACCGGUUCCAUCGGCAAGAAUAAGGGCCAGGCAGCUCUCGCUUUCUACUACCUUUUCAAUGUGGUCUUCUCGUUCACCUAUACUCCCCUUCAGGGUGUCAUUCCCGCUGAGGCCCUAGAGACCACAACUCGCUCCAAGGGUUUGGCUCUGUCUGGCUUCAUGGUGUCCAGCAUCAGUUUCAUCAGUCAGUUCGCUACGCCCAUUGGUCUUGCCAACAUUUCCACCAACUACUUCUGGAUCUUCGUCGGCUGGGACUUUGUCGAGUCCGCCUUCUGGUACUUCUUCUGUGUCGAAUCCCAGGGCCGUACUCUGGAACAGUUGGAGUGGGUUUACCAGCAGCCCAACCCUGUCAAGGCUUCCCUCAAUGUGCACAAGGUUCUUGUUCAAGAGGAUGGUACCGUUACCGAGAAAAUCACGGACGACGAUGCUUGA